AUGGCCAACGGGGCGUGCAUAGGGUUGGAGCGCAAGUUGAGGAACCAAGGGUGUCGCACCCAGUUACUGAAGCAGUGGAAGAGAGUCGUGGAUGAAGUCUCGUACGACAUACAGCCCGGUAAACACCAUGAGGAGGAGGAGAAGAUGGGCCAUUUAGCCGCACCUCGCACCUGGUCGCAGCGCAGUCCCGAGCUCUUCCCCACCACGCUCCGCCCCAGCCAGCGUGCCCGCCCUCUCUGGGAUUACAACGCGGACGGUUCGGAACCACACAACCCGCCCUUAUCGUCCAGCAAGGACACCGUCGUCGUCGACGAGCCGAACGCAUACCGGCAGGUCCUCUUCCCCUCCCGCCGCGUCGAGCAGCUCGAUAGCGUCGCACCUGCGCGCGUCCCUCUGUCCACGCCCUUUGCUUCGCUCGCGUACGCCCUGCUGUUCCCUCAGUCAUAUGCGCCUCGGCACCCCGCGGAGAAGCUCAUAUGGCGGAACCCGCCGCUUGCGGUAUUGACUUCAAUGGUGCGGGCGCCGCGAUCCUUAGUGAUCUCCGAGUCGUCCAUGCCAUUUUCGGCCUCAUUCGCUGACGGGAUUUUGAAGGAAACGGAGAGCACAUUCGACGAGUAUAGUCGACCCCGGAGGACCGUGCGCACCGCUCAGCGCGGUUACCGUCUGGGCGCCACGAAUCCAAUGACCAAGUCGCUCCGCAAAGGUGCAACGCAGAAUGUCGCGCUCGGUCAGCCUCGUGGCUCCUGCUGCGGUAGGAGGCAUGGGCCCGCGCCCUCGACAUGUAUGGAGGACCGUCCCAGCCCUAGCUCAACACUGUCUAUACGCCAGAUGGAUAGGACAGACGGCGAUACCUUUUGA
Messenger RNA from Rhodofomes roseus, 858 nucleotides. RefSeq lists its product as uncharacterized. The record is from RefSeq and is a predicted model, not a curated record. Bases 1 to 858 code for a protein of 285 amino acids. Lineage: Eukaryota; Fungi; Basidiomycota; Agaricomycetes; Polyporales; Fomitopsidaceae. The transcript is spliced from 6 exons.